Molecule: messenger RNA, 2171 nt
Organism: Daldinia caldariorum
Lineage: Eukaryota; Fungi; Ascomycota; Sordariomycetes; Xylariales; Hypoxylaceae
Product: lung seven transmembrane receptor-domain-containing protein
Exons: 8
Coding region: 440-2101 (553 amino acids)
Biological process (GO): retrograde transport, endosome to Golgi
Cellular component (GO): membrane; Golgi apparatus
Source: RefSeq, a predicted model, not a curated record
UAUUAAUACACAUUACACGUAUGCGCCUUAGCACUUCUAAGCUGGCUUUAAAGCUGGGUUAGGCUGUGCAAUAGUCCCGUUUCAAUGCUCUAAUUAACGUUAAACGUACCUAGUAGUUAGCGUUAAGAGGUACCAAAUCCAAAGCAAACCUUCGUAUACACAUUAGCCACCUUAACUAAACAUUUACGAAAGCUAAGAAGCUACCUAAUCUUUUGAUUACGUCUACUCUUUUUUUUUCUUUUCUUUUUUUUCCAAUGCUGAGGAAAGGGGGCCUUCAACCUAUUCUAAUCUGACCUAAAUCCCGAUCCGAUUUUAUAUUUGAUGCGUGCUCGUGUGUCUUAGGUAGUUCCAAUUCAGCCUUCCGAAUAGCGACGACCACGACAAAUUUACUCGCCGAGGCUGCCUCGCCCGGCGACUACUGUAGUCUACGAAAACGAAGAUGAAAAGCUGGCUCUCCGCUUUGGUCCUCCUGGGCCUGUCCCUCUGGACAGCUCAGGCAUUGGAAGUGCAGAUUGACAAUACCGAGGAGAAUCGCCAAAAAUGCGCCGGCAUGUAUAGUAAAAGCGCCUGGGGUGGUCCGGUAGAUCCGUUUAUCCUCACUGUGUUUCCUAACCAGACCGUCGAAGGCGACCAGGACCCUAUGGUUAGCUUGGUCAUAUUCGAAUGGAGAGACGAGCCUUUGAUCGGUGUCCCCUCGGGCAACGAUGCCUACCCGAAGCAGUUGAUUUGCGACGAAAGCGGCGUUACGAAAGGCCUGUGCAAGGAUACGGAGCUAGGCCGAUGGAUCUUGUCACCUAAUGCGACUGAGCUAUCCGGCAACUUGAUUAAGACCGAAGCUAUACACCUGAAGGCGUCGGGCCCGAUCCAUUAUGAAAUCAAGAAGACGGGAUACUACUGUGUUGCCGCUGUUGGAUUUAACACGGAUGACUUCAUGGGCGUCAUAGAAUUUCGAGAAGCUUAUGGUGAACUUCCCGCAACUCAGAUCCCCAAACUUCCGUUUUACGGUGGAAUCACCAUCCUCUAUGCAGUAGUCGUAGUGUUUUGGGGUUUCUUAUACUACCAACAUAGAUACGAUAUUCUGCCCGUUCAGAAUUACAUCACUGCUAUUCUCGUCUUCCUAGUUAUUGAAAUGUUGAUGACUUGGGGUUUCUAUGACUACCUAAACAGGAACGGCUCUAAUGUUGGAGCUAAGGUUCUCCUCGUUGUGGUGGCCGUCUUGAACGCUUUCCGCAAUUCGUUCUCUUUCUUCCUACUCCUUAUCGUGUGUAUGGGUUACGGAGUUGUAAAGCCUUCGCUGGGCAAGACGAUGGUAUAUGUACGAUGGCUGGCUAUUGCCCAUUUCAUCUUCGGCUUGGUUUACGCUAUUACCAGUCUUCUAGUGUCACCGGAUACCGCUGGGCCUCUCGUUCUCCUUAUCGUACUCCCGUUGGCAGGUACUUUGACCGCCUUCUACGUGUGGACGCUUAGUUCCCUUAACGCGACCCUUAAGGAUCUGCGCGAGCGCAAACAGACCGUAAAAGAAUCUAUGUACAAGAAACUUUGGUGGUGUAUCCUCAUCAGCAUUCUUGUUAUUUUCGGCUUCUUCUUUUUCAACUCUUUAUCAUUCGCCUCGGCCUCCGACCCGGAUUUCGUUCCUUUCCACUGGAAAUCGCGAUGGUUCAUCCUUGACGGAUGGCUCAACUUGGUCUACUUCGCCGAUGUAGCCUGGAUCGCCUAUGUAUGGAGACCUACGGCGAACAAUAGGAGGUUCGCUAUGAGUGAUGAGAUUGCCCAGGACGAGGAGGGUGGAUUCGAGUUCGCCGAUGUAGGCGCUCCGGAUGAUUCAGAUGAGGACGAAGAAGCCCACAUCGGCUCUAAGAUCACAAACACGCGUUCAACACCAGCGCCGAGCUAUACCCCCGCGGCAUCACAGCCCGCACAGAGCAAGGCCCCAGCUAAGGCGGAAACGCCUCGGGAUUCCUUUGACGGUGAAACCAUAUUUGCAGUUGGAGAGGAUGGUGACAAAUUCAGUGAUGACGAAGAAGAUGACGACGAUGACGAUGAUGAUGAAGAGACGGACCGCGGUGAAGGUUCAAAUCUAGUCAAGGGGAAGAAGCAGUAGGGACUGACUUUCUAAGACUUCUCAACCCGGCAAAAGGGAAAAUAUGGCAUCGCUUGCUCUCGUGCUUGGU